This is a messenger RNA of Adineta ricciae, 1341 nucleotides long. Lineage: Eukaryota; Metazoa; Rotifera; Eurotatoria; Adinetida; Adinetidae. The record is from the annotation of a GenBank genome assembly.
AUGGGUGCCGAAAUUUCUCGUCGGCAUCAAUCGACAAACAUAGGAUCAGAUACCUUCUCAACGGCAUUAACACACACAGAUUUGAAAAAGUCGACGAAACAUAACCAAAUGGAUCGAUUAAAACGAACAUUUAGUUUCCAUCAGAAGAAGAAAGAUAAUAGCAGUACUAAUAACAAAAAUUCCACAAAUAAGAAUGAAAAGAAACCGAUUCAAUGGCAUGAUGAUGACAAGUCUGUACGCGAUGGUACUUGUAGUUUUAAUGUUAAAUAUUUGGGUAGUGUAGAAGUUCAAGAAUCUCGUGGCAUGCACGUUUGUGAACAAGCAAUUCAAGCUUUAUUAAAUCAAAAAGUUAAACACACCAAAGCCAUUUUGUAUAUCUCAGGUGAUUCUCUUCGUGUUGUUGAUGAAACAAGCAAGGGUUUAAUUGUUGAUCAAACGAUUGAAAAAGUCUCUUUUUGUGCUCCCGAUCGUUUUCAUGAUAAAGGUUUUGCAUAUAUUUGUCGAGACGGUACAACACGUCGAUGGCUUUGCCAUGGGUUUCUUUCUAUUAAAGAAACAGGUGAACGUUUAAGUCAUGCUGUCGGUUGUGCUUUUCAAAUAUGUCUCGAACGUAAACAACAACGUGACCGAGAAUGUAGCGUUACUGUCGAAUAUACACCGAAUGGGACAUCAUUCACGCGUUUUGGUUCAUUUCGUUCCACAUCCAUUCUUGAACGUCUGAUCGAUCCUCAGAGUGCUAUCAUACCAGAAUCAACUCCAUGCCCUUCGGUUAAGACGAGUGUGGAUUCGUCAAGUCAAAAAUCGAAUCUUAUGGAACGACCACGCCCGAAAGGAAGCAAGUCUGAACCAUUCGUUCGUAGUAUGUCCAUGCGUACAGAUGAUUUCAAUCAAACAGCCAUUGGUGCGUUCAAACGACAAAGUUCGUUAAGACCAGGUGAUUUAUCAACAAUCCAAGAAAUGAAAUUCAAAGAUCCAUAUAUCAAUACAAUAACGGAAGAGGUGGAAAGCCAAAUAGCUGCAAACGAACUUUCAAAAUUGUCUUUAUUCCAAUCGUCAAAUAAAAAUAAUCAUAAUCACGUCUCUCUUCCUAUCCACAAUGUUCCCACCAUUCCACCUUGCCAAACUAACAUUCCUGAACAAACAACUGUAUCACUCACCGAUGCAUUUACUUCAAACUUAACCGCUCUUAUGCAAAGUAAUCAUCCAGUCAAUCCUUUUUCGCCAUACGGUUAUUCCAUGGCAGCUCAGGCUCAAUCAUCGUCGGCACAUCAUCAACAAUCAACGGUAUUCACACCUAAACGCGGUACCAAUCCAUUCGAUGAUGAUUUAAUACGACGAUGA